Messenger RNA from Mytilus trossulus (common blue mussel), 6796 nucleotides. RefSeq lists its product as uncharacterized. The transcript has 16 exons. Gene Ontology annotation, biological process: signal transduction. The record is from RefSeq and is a predicted model, not a curated record. Gene Ontology annotation, molecular function: protein binding. Lineage: Eukaryota; Metazoa; Mollusca; Bivalvia; Mytilida; Mytilidae. Bases 10 to 3333 code for a protein of 1107 amino acids.
ACAGCAUUAAUGUGGGCUGCCAGGUUUGGACAUGUGGAAGUGUGUCGACUUCUCCUGGAGAACAGAUGUAAAAAAGAUAUCACAUCAAGAGAUGGAUGGACAGCAUUAAUGGUGGCUGCCAGUGAAGGACAUGUGGAAGUUUGUCGACUUCUCCUGGAGAACAGAUGUAAAACAGAUAUCACAGAUAGAGAUGGAUGGACAGCAUUAAUAGUGGCUGCCAGUGAAGGACAUGUGGAAGUUUGUCGACUUCUCCUGGAGAACAGAUGUAAAACAGAUAUCACAGAUGAGGAUGGAUGGACAGCAUUAAUGUUUGCUGCCAGGUGGGGACAUGUGGAAGUGUGUCGACUUCUCCUGGAGAACGGAUGUAACAAAGAUAUCACAGAUAGUGAUGGACAAACCGCUUUACAUCUGGCUGCUAAGUGGGGACGUCUACAGACCACAAGAUAUCUCGUAGAACAAGCUAGUAUCAGUCCCUUGGUCAAAACACAUCAGGGUGAGACUCCGUAUGAUCUCGCAGCAGCAGAAUUCGGGCCAAAUAAAGAAGUGAUGGAAUACUUACAGACUGCUGUACUAAGGAUGAAAGAGUCUUCUAUGUUUGGCAGAGGAAGCUACGAAUCAUUUGACAUGCGCUGCAUGGUAACCGGCCAGUUCGCUACUGGGAAAUCAAGUCUUGUCAAGCUUUUAGUUGGAGAUAAUGUUCCAGAAGGGCGAUAUGCGACUGAUGGCAUUUCCCUCGUUGAAGGUCGCUGUGGACUCGAUAUUGAGACCAGAAGUUGGAUUAUGAUAGAUCCAGCAACCUAUAAUGCCUUGGAUGUGGUGUACAAUAAAGUGUUAAUGACCUCCAUAGAAGAAGAUGAAAGUCAACGUCAAACAAAAACACCAGAAAAACAGGAAUCAGUUGCAAAACCUGCUGAUAGUCAAAAUAAAGAAGAUACUAAUUCUCAGAAGUCAGAUGCUUCCAAGUCACCAUCUUUUCCUGUUGACCUAUCAGAUGGACCUUCUUCACAGCCACAAGCAGCUCAAUCUGUGUCCCCACAAACAUCAUCUAGUGAGUCUAAAAAACAGCAAAUGAAGACGAAAAUAAAAACAAAAAUGACCAAAAAGGAAAUAAGAAAGAGAAUGGAGAAAGUCUUAAAAACUGGGAAAUAUAAGAUGAAAGUUGGCAGGCUCAUCUUCUGGGACUUUGGUGGACAGUAUGUCUAUUAUACAACACACCAGACAUUCAUGACUUACAGAGCGUUGUUUUUAGUAGUAUUUGAUGGAAGCAAAAGAUUGAAUGAAGUAAUCCCUGAUGUACUGUGUUUUCCAGGACAGCACAUGAACCCAACCCCAGCAGUCUUUUUACUGCACUGGGUAAACUCAAUCCUCACCUAUUGUAAGGUGGUGUAUGCUGGUAUCCCUAAGAUAUUGUUUGUUGCCACCCAUAAAGACAAGGUACCAGUGGAGGAUGUUGAAACCAGACGUGCACUAUUGUACAGCGAAGUACAGGAAUUAUUUAAGGACCACGAGGGACGAAAUCAUCUUGUCCUUGACAAACAGAUAUUUGUCAAUGCAACUGAUAAAAAUGAUCAAGAAAUUGAUUCACUGAAGAGAGCCAUCACAGAGCUUACUUUCGAUCAUCCUUGUUGGGGAGAGAAAAUGCCUAACGCUUGUAUUCCCCUUGAACUUGAGAUUGCUGAAAUGGUAGCUGCAGGAAAGCAAAUCUUGUCAUUGGUAGAACUUGAAGAAUUGAAUUCAAUCAGCAGGGUGUCCGUUCUGGAUUUAGAUCAACUUCAUUAUUUCUUACACUUCCAUCAUUCCCUUGGCAAGAUUAUCUACUUUGAUACCCUUCAGCUCAGGGAUUAUGUUAUAAUUAACCCACUUUUCAUGGUGGAGGUUAUGAGAUCAUUUGUGACAGACAUAGGAUUUUGGCCAAAGAAUGGAAGAAUGCAAGUAAUUUUCAGUAGAAUGUCAGAAAGUGGUAUCAUACUCAGAGAAGACCUUUAUCAGAUUUGGGAACAAAAGGACUUCUGUCCAAUUUUACAGUACAAAGAGUUUAUAUUCAAUAUCCUCAUUCAUUUGGAUAUUCUGGCAGAGCAACGGAGAUAUGAUACAGCUACAGGAAGUCGGUUACCAGUAGAAAACUUCUUUGUUCCCUGUAUGGUGACAGAAAGAAAUACCACCAGCUUCAUGGACAAAGAAUGUACACCAGAAAGAGCAAUUUGUCUAGCCUUUGUUUUUAAAGGAACUGUUAUACCACCAGCUUUGCCCAAUCGUCUGAUCAGUGCGUGUCUGAGCAUGUGGACUCUGAAGCAGUAUGAAGGGAGAAAACUCCUCUUUUCAGGAUUCAUUGUAGUCUCAUUUGACAAGGCACACGAUGUUGUAGUAUGUGUCGAAGGCAACAAGAUUCUUCUUUAUCUAGUCCAUAAAACCUCGCCUGGACUUAUAGUACCAGAUAUUGCCACUUCAGUAAAGGAAUGCUUAGUUACAACAAUGGAGAGAAUAUCAGAUUUCUAUCAGUCCACGAUCCAUGCAACAUGCAGCCAACAAUCACCUUUCCAUAUUGAAUAUUCGUGUUCUAAGUUGAAAUGCUUCAUUAGUGAGAAGGAAGCUUUGCAGACCAAUGAAUGGGUUUGUGACACACAUAAACUUACACACAGACAAGGAAACUGGGUUGUUUGGAAUCAAGAUAAGAUAAAAGAACAGUGUGAGCUACAUUGUCCAGGUUUACAAGAUAGUGCCUUAGAUCAAAUUCCGAGUGAUGUUGAACUUCAUCGAUUAACAUCAGGAUGUGAUGAAACCACAAUACGAGAGUUGGCCAUACAUCUUGGUAUGACUUUGCAAGAUUGGGAAACACUUAGAUCUGAUAAUGAUCGGAUUGCGAUUGUAAAGUAUAGAAUACUGGUCAACUGGCGGGACAAAUACUCGGGAAGAUUUAGCAGAAUAGCAAAAGCUUUAACAGAUAUGGACUUACCGGUCCAUACACUGUGUCAGGUUAAAAGAGAAAGAAGAGCAGAGACAGACAUUCCUUUGGAAUAUCUAGAUUGUAUACCGACGGAUGAGAUACUAGAUAAACUAGCACCCCAAAUUGGUCAAGUAUAUUUUCAACUUGGCGCUGCUAUUGGGUUGUCAAUUGGAAUCUUGGAAAAUAUUCAGAAUAAUAAUCCCAGAGAUUUAGCAGCUCAGAAUAGAGAAGUAUUAUUCGCUUGGAGAGAAGACAAAACAGUGAAACCUACAAUACAAGUACUGGUACAGGCUUUAGUUAACAUUGGGAGAGGAGCUCUUUGUUUACAGGAAGUUUUAACGAAUGUUGAUCCUAAUACCCUUAGAGAAUCAGAAAAAAGUGAGAGAUAAAGGUGCAAUAUCCAAGAAAUUAAACAAAUGUUCAAUAGCUUGAAAGUGGAUACCACAGAGUCCAGUUACAACAAUAAUACAGGAGAAAAAGAAGACUACAGCUAAGGAGAAAACUAUAAAAUGCAAUCCGGUUUUAUUGUUUCUAAAAUACCUUCACUUUUGCAUUUUACUUGUUCCAUAUUUUCUGCGUGCAGCAGGUGACAUAGGUAUAGUCUUUGCCUGUCUGUUGUUCUUCCAUCUGAUACAACAAUGCUAAGAGACUGUCUGACAGAAAGCUUUCAUACAAUGUUCUUUAUCAUUUAUUUUCAUAUAUUUGUUUUCCGUACUGUAUUGUUAUUUAGAUUUCACAAUUGAAAGCGGAUUUAAUAAGAUUUUUUGGACAUUGUAACGCAAUUAUUUUUUUCUUUUGGAAUUGGUUUGAUCAGUAAAGACAGAAUAAACUCAUGUUUACUGUUCCAGUGUUAUGUUACUUGAAUGUUUGAAAAUAACUAAGUUUUGAUGUUUCUGUAUAAUCAAUGGAGAAAACCAUUUUCAUAAUUGAUUCGUAAAAUUCUGAAAUAGUGGCAACCUCGUGCAAUAUAAAACAAUACUCUAAACAUUAUUCAUGCAAUAAACCAUACUGUUGGAAAAUGUAUGUAUUCUUUAAGUGUAUGUUCCCUCAUAUGAUAAUGUAGUAUAAUAAUGCAGAUACUGUUCAUUUUGUUAAAUAGUUUGUAUAUAUAAACAUGAACAUGGACAUGAUUGCUUUUUAUACAACAAAAAAUAUUGCUAUCACGUUGGCGUCGUCGUCGUCCGAAUACUUUUAGUUUUCGCACUCUAACUUUAGUAAAAAUGAAUAGAAAUCUAUGAAAUUUUAACACAAGGUUUAUGACCACAACAGUAAGGUUGGGAUUGAUUUUGGGAGUGUUGAUCCCAAUAUUUUAGGAAUUAGGGGCCAAAAAAAAAUUGAAUAAUUGGGGUUCUUUGAUAUGCCGAAUCUAACUGUGUAUGUAGAUUCUUAAUUUUUGGUCCCAUUUUCAAAUUGGUCUACAUUAAGGUCCAAAGGGUCCAAAAUUAAACUUAGUUUGAUUUUGACAAAAAUUGAAUCCUUGGGGUUCUUUGAUAUGCUGAAUCUAAACAUGUACUUAGAUUUUUGAUUAUUGGUCCAGUUUUCAAGUUGGUCCAAAUAUGGGUCCAAAAUUAAACUUUGUUUGAUUUCAUCAAAAAUUGAAUAAAUGGGGUUCUUUGAUAUGCUAAAUCUAACUGUGUAUGUAGAUUCUUAAUUUUUGGUCCCGUUUUCAAAUUGGUAUACAUUAAAGUCCAAAGGGUCCAAAAUUAAACUUAGUUUGAUUUUAACAAAAAAUAAAUUCUUGGGGUUCUUUGAUAUGCUGAAUCCAAACAUGUACCUAGAUUUUUGAUUAUGGGCCCAGUUUUCAAGUUGGUCCAAAUCAGGAUCCAAAAUUAUUAUAUUAAGUAUUGUGCAAUAGCAAGAAAUUUUCAAUUGCACAGUACUCAGCAAUAACAAGAAAUCUUCAAUUGCACAGUAUUGUGCAAUAGCAAGAAAUUUUCAAUUGCACAGUAUUGAGCAAUAGCAAGAAAUCUUCAAUUGCACAGUAUUGUGCAAUAGCAAGUAUUUUCAAUUGCACAGUAUUGCGCAAUAGCAAGAAAUAUCUUAUUGCACAAUUUCAAUUGGAGUUAUCUUUCUUUAGAUAUAGGAAGAUGUGGUGUGAGUGCCAAUGAGACAACUCUCCAUCCAAAUAACAAUUUAAAAAGUAAACCAUUAUAGGUUAAAGUACGGCCUUCAACACCGAGCCUUGGCUCACACCGAACAACAAGCUAUAAAGGGCCCCAAAAUUACUAGUGUAAAACCAUUCAACCAGGGAAAACAAACGGUCUAAUCUAUAUAAACAAAACGAGAAACACGUAUAUAUUACAUAAACAAACGACAACUACUGUACAUCAGAUUCCUGACUUCGGACAGGUGCAAACAUUUGCAGCGGGAUUAAACAUUUUAAUGGAUCCAAAACUUCUCCCUUUUUCUGAAACAAUAGCAUAACAUCACAACAUAGAAAAACACACGAUAAAAUAUCAAUUGGCAGACUUAACUCAAUCAAAACACGUAUGAUUACAAAAGUUUGUCCAGAAUAGUAGUUGAAUCAACUUAAAUCAUCGUUUUAUACAAUAUGCAAUGUAUAUUCACUUAUACUACCAACUGAUAAAUUAAAACAAUCUUUACCAUUCAGUGAUAACAAGCACUUUUUGUACAUUUUAAUAUUUUAUGAUGUAUUUAAAUGAGUAAUUAUUGUUGCAAACUCCAUUAGAAAUUUGAAUUGAGAUCGGUUUUGGAAUAAAGGACAAGGGGAUGUGAAAAAAAAAUUGAGGGUGGGGGAACGGGGGGGUUCAAUUUUUCUCAUUUGAAAUUUCAUAAACAAAAAGAAAAUUUCUUCAAAUUUUUUUUUGAGAGGAUUAAUAUUCAACAGCAUAGUGAAUUGCUCAAAGGCAAAACAAAAUUUUUAAGUUUAUAAGACCACAUUCAUUCUGUGUCAGAAACCUAUGCUGUGUCAACUAUUUAAUCACAAUCCAAAUUUAGAGCUGAAUCCAGCUUGAAUGAUGUGUCCGUACCUGCCCCAACCGUUCCGGGUUCAACCUCUGCGGUCAUAUUAAGCUGUGCCCUGCGGAGCAUCUGGUUCUCAUUCUGGAAUUAUUUCAAUAAUUUCAGGACUGUUUGUUCAAAUCUUUUGUCUUUAAUAUAAAGUUUGUAAUUACAACUAGAAACAGAUUAUGUAACUUCUUAGUUUCCCUUUUGCAGCAGCAAUAAUAGCUAACUUAAAUAAAAGUUUCCUCUUCCUGAAGCAGGGAGUAUUUACUAAAGAACUUGCUAAUGACCUCAAUAUUCAAAGAGGAGGAAUAUGGUGUACAUGUAUUUCAGCAGUAGCAAGCCAGAUUAGGUCGUAUAUUUCUAUAUUUCAACAUAUAGAGACCUGUUUGUGUUAGAAUCACUGCUCAGAAUGAAAAAUAAUGAGAUAGUGUUUGAUUCAAUGAGAAAACUAUCCACCAAAUGGUAAAAUCAUGUGAAUUUAAGCAACUAAAGCAGAAUGUACCGCAUUCAUCAAAAAGCAAAAUUGAUUUAUUGUUAGCUAAUAAAGCCCUACAUGAAAAAAUGUGAAACAAUUCAAACUGAUUUAUGAUCAAACAAAUAACUACUAAAAAGGUGGUUUUUACUGACCUUCACUUCCCAUUAGGGUGCAACAUGGUUGGUCUCCUUUUUUUAUUUUUUUUUAUUGCAGAAGUGCAUAUAUAAAAGGUUGUCUCCCUUUAUAUAGGACCCCAUCUAUAAGUACACAUAGUAUUAAUAAUGAAAUUUGUAUAUAUAUGUUCACCAUAAUUUUAACAUAUAAACAAGCUGUGUUUUUAUUGUAUGAUUAUCAUUAUGUUUUAUCAUGUAUAGUUACUGUAUUAUAAAUUUAUUAAAAUUGUCAACAUU